AUGCCGCCGAAAUCAAAGAAGGGCAAAAAGGCCUCCACAAAGAAGGUUGUAGAAGAUACCACACCCCCUGUGGAAACAGAAACCCCCGUGGACGACGAUGCGAUGCAAACAGACCAACCCGAACCCGAACCAUCCACAUCAACAUCACUCGCCGACACAGCUGCUUCGCUCGUUGAGACUUCGGAGCAAGUUGUGGCACAUGCAGUAGAAGCUAUCAAGGAAAAGGUUGUGGAUGUUGCGGAAGCUGCUGAAGAGUUUGUGGAGGAUAUGACAAUGGGUGAUGCGGAGGAGAGCAAUGCUGCUGGUUCAAGCAAAUCCGGGGAUGUAACACCUGCGGAGCCAGAAGUAGAGGAAAAGGUAGAGAAGAAGAAAAUGACGCUUGAAGAACGGAAAGCCAAGCUGGAUCAACUGCGGAAAAAGAUGGCUGCUUCAUCGAAAGCCAACCGCACGGCACUUGUAGAAGAAUCAGCAAAAGCCAAAGUAACUGCUCGUGAAGCCGCACGACUAGAAAGGCAGAGGAAGCUAGCAGAAACAUUGCGUUUGAAGGCUGAUGCGGAGGAAAGAGGCGAGGAUGUGGAACGACAGAAGAACUGGGAAUACACUAUUGAAGAGAAUGACGAAUGGGAAAAGAAGCUAGCCCGCAAAAAGCGGAGAGCAGACUUCGAGUUUCAUGAUGACGCCCAUGCUGCUCGAAGACGGUAUAAGAAAGAUUUGGACCAUAUUAAGCCCGACCUUGUUGCCUACAACCAACAGAAGGCUAUUGCUAUGGGCCAGAAUGCAGGUGCUCUCGUAGGCUUUGAUCCAAGCUCGGGAUCAUCAUCCGAGGUGGCUAUCAGCCAGGAACAAAGACUGGCUGCGGAGAACUUGUACAGGGAUGCCAAUACUCUCAUCUAUGGCGAUAACAAGCCUUCAGAGGAUGCUAUUGACAGAGUGGUUAGCAAAAUCAACAAAGAUAUCGACAAGAAGGGCAAGUUUUCCCGCAAGCGUCUCAACGAGGAGGAGGGCGAUAUCACAUAUAUCAACGAGCACAAUCGUGUAUUCAACAAAAAGAUUGCUCGUUACUACGACAAAUACACCUCCGAGAUUCGUGCAAGUUUCGAACGUGGAACUGCCCUUUAA
This is a messenger RNA of Psilocybe cubensis, 1119 nucleotides long. RefSeq lists its product as uncharacterized. The coding region runs from base 1 to 1119 and encodes 372 amino acids. The transcript is spliced from 5 exons. The record is from RefSeq and is a predicted model, not a curated record. NCBI's taxonomy places the organism in Eukaryota, Fungi, Basidiomycota, Agaricomycetes, Agaricales, Agrocybaceae. Gene Ontology annotation, cellular component: post-mRNA release spliceosomal complex; Prp19 complex; catalytic step 2 spliceosome.